AUGAAAUUUAUAAAGAAAUGUUUGAAAUAUUAAAGGCUUCAAUUAUAAUAUUUAAUUGGACAUACAUAGGUAGCUUUAGAAUAAGAAAAUAAAAUAUUUUGGACAGUAUGUGAAUUCAUUAGAAUGUUUUAAACAAUUGCCUUAGUUUUACUCUAUAAACAUAUCAUUCGAAUGCUUAAUACUAACAUUGAAAUUGAUAAACCAUCUUCUAGUUUAGAUAAGGUUGAACUAUUAUGUAGAAUAACUAUGCCUACUAUUUUGAUAUAAGAAUAUUUGUCCUUGGAACAAAUUAUUUAUUUCUAAUUAAUAUUUUUAGCAUCUCUAUUUUUAAUGUUGCUUAUUAAUGUAGUAGCAUUAAGAUUAGAGUAUAUACAUUUUAAACAAAUUAAAUUUUAGAAUAAAAAGACAUUUAAUAAAGUAGAUGGAAACAGUUUUUGUAAUUUAUUAAAUUAUUUUUUAGAAUCACUCAAUCUUUUGAAUAGUACAUAUAAUAAUAAUGAUUUUACAGAACAUUUUCUAUUAAAAUAAUUAAUGGGCACAGAUAAUGGAUCACUAAUAGAAUUAUAAUUACUUCGAACAUCAAUUUUAACGAACUAUUUCACACAUAUUAUGUUCCUUCCUUAAAUUUAUUGGGUGGCUAUAAUUUUUUAUAGAAUUCAUAAUCAAACCAAUUACUCAAUAGGAUUAUUUAUUUUAAACUUUACACUUAAUUCAAUCUAAUUACUUUUUCUUAUAAUCUUAGAAACAUUAUCUUUAUACAUGUAAUAAUCGUACAGACUUAAAGAUACUAAUUAUUUAAGAUUAAGAGUCACUACUUCCUUUAAAAUAGGUUAAAUGUUAAGAAUUAUUCCGACUCUAAUUUAUUUUGGUGUCCUCUAUAUUGUAGAUCCUAUUACAAUAUAUAAUGAUUUAGUUUUUGAGCAAACCUUAUCAUGCUUUGGAAUACUAAAUUUAAUAUUCGACCUAUAAGAUUAAUCUUUCAAUAUUCCAUUCGUCUAACCAUAUAAAAUAUAUGUAUUUCAUUUAGCAUUUUCAUUGGCUUUUUGUUUGUCAUUUUUUAAAUUGAUUCAAUUACAUAUUAAUGACAUAAUAACUUUAUCUUUGAUGUUAUCACCUUGUAUGUGUAAAAUGCUUAACUAAUUGACAGAUUUCAAUUUUAAAAAAAUUAUUACUCAUACACUUCAUCCUGAAAAUAUUCCACCAAAAUAAAAGAUUUUGAAACGUCAUUCUUAAUCAAUAACUAAAUCAUUAAUUGUAAAUGAUGAUGUUCAUCAAAUUGAAAGAUAAAUCUGUUUAUAAAAAUUAGAAUAAGUGAGUAUGAUCAGACUUACAAAUUACAAAUAUUUUCUUUAAUUUUUAAGGUUAUAUGAAUUACUUUCUAUUAAUUAAUAACAUGUCUAUUAAACAACUGACCUUUUUAAUCCAAAUAAAUCUAAAUUUUUAAUGUAAUGCUUUAUUUUAAUUAAAACUCAUAUAGAACUUUGUAAUAAUCUGUAUUGUUUUUGUCGAGGAUAUUGGGGAGAAAAAAAAUAAACUCUCUCUUUAAAUAUGGAAAAAUAAGAUAUGAAAGUAUUCUCAGAUUAUACUUGCAGAGGCUUAACAAUUUCAAUCGAUCUUAUUGAUAGAUAUAUUAGAUAUUACAUUAAACUAAUUCUGAAUAUAGAAAUUUAUGUCACUCAACCUAAUUUAACAUAUAUAGCAUAACUUCUUACUUUUCUUAGUAAAUCAGAAGAAUCCUUAUAAACUUGGUUAUAAGUUAUGGAGGUUAAAUUAUAAUUGCAAGAGUAAAAAAAGCCAUUUGAUGAAAUCACUACUAAUUUGAUAUUUAGUUAUACUAAAUAUCAAACCUUAUUUAGAGCCUAGUUUUAAUUGAACGAUUAAACUAUUAAGAAGACUAUCUUAUAUGGAGAUUACAGGAAUACAGAAUUGCAGAGAAUACUUUUUAUAUAGAAAUUAAUGUAAAGUUUGGAUGUAAAAAAGAAUUACUUAAUUAAAUUGGGCAAUUCUAAAUAAUCAUUUGAAGAAGUGCAAUAACUUUAUAUCGAGUCCAAUUCUCACUUUCUCUAACUUUAAUUUGAAUUACAGGAAUUUCAUUAUCAAUCAUAAUGCAGAACUUCUUGUUUACUUAUGAUGCUAUAUUAUAUAGAGAUUAGAUGUGAUUACAUACAAUUUUCAAAAUAUAAAAAUGUAUAUAUUUGGUUUCCUAAUUAUUUUAGUAACUUAGAACAAAAGACAUUAAGUUUUUUGAAUUUCCAAUUCUCUCAAAUACUUCUCAAAAUAUUUGUUAUCUAAAAGUAAAUUUAUCUAGAUUUUCUAAACACAAAUGCCGAGGAGAAAUUUUAGGAAGAUCAGAAAAUUCAUAUCAAUUUUUUGGUUUUGAAUCUAAAGAUGAUUUUCUUCGUUAAAGAGUUACUGUUCAUGAAUUAGUUCCUCCUUUAAUAUCAUCUGUACAUAAUACUAUAAUUGAAUUAUUUUUAAUGAGUAAUAGACCAAAUGUAGUUAGAAAAGAACGCUACCUUAUAGCAGAAAAGACUAAUUAAGAAAUAGUUUUUAUUGAAAUGUUUAUUGAUUUAUGCUUUGUUAUAACUGGUACUGAAUUUCCUAUAUAUUGUUUCAUGUAAGAAAUAAAACCAAUAGGAAUUUUCGAAAAUAUAAGAGGCCAUAUAAUUAUAGAUGAUUACGAAAUCAUCCAAGGCAUAAGUUCCUUAGCUUAUUAAUCAUUAUUUCUAGAUUCGCCAAGUGAGAUUUGUAAUAGAGAAAUUUCUGAAUUCUAUGGAGAUUUCACAGAAAUUGCUUAAAAGCUUAAUUAGAUGAUGGAUGGCAAAACUAGUAGAUAUAGAGGUAUGACAUAAUCAAUAGUCAGUUAAUAAGGAUAAUAAUCAAAGGAUACUAAUUCAGUUUACAAUCAUUAUAAAUUGAAAUUAGAAGAUCAAUUAUUUAUUAUGAGUGAAUAAGAUAAAUUCUUUAUAGAUAUGACAGUUACUUUAGCUUAUGGAAUCAUAAAUGGAAAAAUUUCAAAAGUAUUGUUAUUUAAUUAUAUUAUAUUUUAAAUAGUACUAUGUAAUUGAGUUUAAUAAGGUUUAACAAAUUGAUAUCACUGAAAAUAAUGACUCUAAUAAAACCAACAGUUUGAAAAGUAGUAUAAAGUAAUCUCAAUAUACUCAAAGAACUAAUACACUCUACGAUAUUUAAGAUAAUGAAAGGAGGAGUAGUGAAGGAUCUAUUAAAUUAUAAAAAUAUUCUUUUCCCUAAAUUAAUGAACAAUGCAUGACAGUCACUUAAAAUCAAAUGUAAAUUUUAAAAUAAGAAUAAUCUGAUGAUAAAAUUAACAUUUAACCAAAAUAAAUAAGAAAAUCUAAAUUUUUUAAUUUUAAAGGAGUUGCAAGAAAACCUGAUUCUAAUGAAUAAUUUGAUAAUGAUCAUAAUUCAGGAUCUUCAAAUCAUAUAGCUUCAGCAACAUCUUAAAAGUAAUAAUUAGAUCUUCAAAAAUUUCUUUCAAAAGGAAUGUAAUAUUAAGAAUUUUCUAAUUCUAAUCAUGAAAAAAUCAUUUUUGUAUUACAUUUAAUAAAUGCUUUAAUUCUAGGAAUUAUUUUAGUUUUUAUGUUGCUUUACUAAUUGUAAUUUAAAAAUUAAGCAGAAUCGAUAAUUCCAACUAUAUAAAUUUUACAAGCUUUUAUAACUACUGAUUAUACUGACAAUAUCUAAUUGUCUUUAAUGUAGAAUAAAUUAUCAGAGUAAAAUUUACAGGAUUAAUAUUAUUAACAUUUAUAGAGAUUAUUAGUAAAAGAUGCAAAAAACUAUUUGCUUUACCAAAAGAAUUACUUUUUAAAUUAAUAGAUUUAAAAUGUUUUUAGUUAAACUGAAGUAAAGCAUGAGAAUGAUUAGGAUACAAGUGCUUGGAAUGCAGCAUUUUAUAUUUUAUAUAAUUAACUUGACUUCAUAUAAGAUCAGAACUAAUAUUAAAAUAGUUAAUUACCCACAUAUUUAAAUCUACUCAUUGAUUUUCCAUAUCACAAAUUAACCUAUGAAAGCAUUAAUAAAUAAUUUAGUGAAUAUGUGAUGUUAUCUAUUGAUAAUUUUUCUGAGUCUUAAAAAGCACUCAUAAUAAUCCUUAUCGUCUUGAGUGUUAUUCUCUCAUUUAUCUCUUUAAUUGUGUAUCAAAAUUAUUUCAAAUAUAUGAAAAAGAUAACCAGAUGUAGCGAAUAAGUACAAUUGGAUGCUUUAGAAUCAGAAAUAAAUAUAUGUGCCACGAUUUUAACAAACAAAUAAGUAUGUACUUUCUAUUAUAUUAUCUAUAGAAAUUAUGUCUUUAUGAUUAUAAAAUGGAUUUUACUGCUAAUUUUGAAUUUCGUUAACAUCAAGAAGGGCAAACUCAUUUUUCUAGUUAUAAAAUAAUUAAUGGUUUAUAAAACAAUACAAAACGUUCUCUCAAUUUUACAGAUGGAAUAUCAUUAAAAAGAGCUUUAAGCUUUUUAUAUCCUUUAUUUUGCUUAUCAAUAGCAUUAAUUUAUUUGGGAUUGACAUAUUUAGAUACAGAAAAUAUUAUGUCUGGUUUAUAAAAAGAUAUAUUAAUUUAUAAUCAAGGUAUUAAAUUUUAAGAAUAAUUUUCCCUAUUAUGCAUUAGUAGUAUAUUGUAAGAGAACAAAGAUUAUAUUUUGAAAAAGAAUUACAUCUAGGAAGAUUAAUUGCAAAAAUAUUAUGACUUCAUAUAGCCUUCAAUUAGUUAAGUUUAAUUACUGAGUAAAAGCAUUCGACUUCCAACAGGUAUCAGGAGUACUGAAGUGAUAGGUUCUUUAUCUAUUAAUAUCUGUACUAUUUUUGAAGAUUAGAUAGAUGUUCAAUUGUGUGAAAAAUUAGAUUAAGGAUUAUUACAGAAUGGAGUUUUGGAAUCUACAUAAUUUUAUAUAAUACAAUAUAGAAACAAUUUUGAGCGUAAUUAUUAAGACAGCUUAGAUUAUAGUACACCUGAAGAUAUUGUUUCAAUAAAUUUCAUUAUUAAGGGAAUCACAAAUUAUAUAAACAAAUCGAAAUUACAUUUAGAAAUCUAUAUAGAAGAUCAAAUUGAUAUCAAGAUGAAUUGGUUUAUCUUCAUUUUUACUUUAACAAUUAUUUUGUAAAUUAUCCUAUCAUUGUUAAUUACAUCAAAUUUAAAAUUGAGAUUACGUUCUUUAAAAUAAAUGAUAUAUUUAUUACCUAGAGAUACAUUAUAUGCAAAUGAUAGUUUUAUGAAAACACUCAAUUAUGUGCAAAGACAUCAAAAUGAUUUAUGUUAAUGA
This is a messenger RNA of Paramecium sonneborni, 5276 nucleotides long. The record is from the annotation of a GenBank genome assembly. NCBI's taxonomy places the organism in Eukaryota, Ciliophora, Oligohymenophorea, Peniculida, Parameciidae.